ACAUGUAAGAACUAAUACUUAUUUGUCAUUACUUAUUAACCUAAUAUACGUGAAUGAUUGGUGAAGGGAUAUUAAAACAAGUUUAAAUUAAGAAAAAAAUAAUAGAUUUAUAUAAAUUAAAACAUCAAACAAAUGUCUGGUUAUACGGGAACAGAUAAUUAUUGGGGACAAUCUCCCCAAGGACAAUAUAAUUUUGAUCCCUCUGGUUUUGGACAACCUAACCAACAAUUUGAAUUUCAAACAUAUAAUGAUCAACAAUCUGGAGAUUUUUCUUACACGCAAAAAAGUUAUCUUGAUCCUACACAAAGUGCAUAUACUGGUGGAUCAACCGGAUUCGUAGAUGAAGAAGAAGAACCACCUCUUUUAGAAGAAUUAGGCAUAGAUCCAGAUCGAAUAUUACAAAAAACAUUAGCUGUAUUAAAUCCAUUUCAUAGAAAAGGACAAAUAGAUGAUGCAAAUUAUUUACUUCAAGAUUCAGAUUUAGCAGGGCCAGUAGCAUUUUGUUUAAUACUUGCUACAUUUCUUACAUUAGCUGGUUCAAAAGCACAUUUUGGUUAUAUUUAUGGUUUAGCAAUGACUUCAUGCAUUUUUAUGUAUAUUCUUCAAUCAUUAAUGAGUACUUCUACUAAUAUUACAUUAUCUUCUGUAGCAUCUGUAUUGGGUUACUGUUUAUUACCAGAAGUAGUUCUUGCUGGUCUUAGUAUUUUCACAACUUUACAGGCUACAAUUGGUCUAGUUCUUGCUAUGUUUGCUGUUGCUUGGUCAACACUUUCUGCAUCUAGACUUCUUACAACUAUGUCAGGAGAAGAAAAUCAACGACUACUCAUUGCUUAUCCUUGUGGUCUACUUUAUGGGGUUUUUACAUUAAUAAUAAUAUUCUAAAACAAAAUUCAUUUUUAAGAACUUUUUAUGUAAAAAAUUCAUUUUUUAAAAUAUACGUAAUAUAAUUUAAUAUAAUAUGUACUAUACAUAUAAAUAAUUUGUUUAUAUCAUUUAUACAAUAUAAAUAAUUAUAAGUAUUAAUCAGUAUAUAUUGGAAACUAAAAUUGUUAUUUAAUUAUCAUUUCUUAUAAAUAUAUAAAUAUAGAUUUAUAUAUAAUGACAAUGCAAUUAAAAUGUAUAUAUCAUAUUUUAAGUUUUUUAUUAAUUCUUACAAAAAUAUUUGUUUUUAAAUUAUAUUGAUUUUUAUAUUGAAAUUUAAGAAGUUAUAUAAAGAAGUAAAUUUUAUUUAAUCAUUAUUAAUAAUUAUUAAAUAUUUAAAAAUAUGAGAAGAUAUUAGUUUAAGUGAUAUAUUAAUUAACAAGGAAGAUCUAUACUUUAUUAUUUAAUUUUGGUAAAGUAAAUGUUUUUAUAUUCAGGAAUUUAUACAAAAUAUAUAAAAAUAUUUUUUAUUUAUUUAUCAAUUUAAUUUGUAAGUUCAUAAAAAUUUUAAAAUAUAUGUUUAAUAAUCAUUCAUGUUUUAAUAUUUAUAAUAUUGAUAUAAUAAAAAUAUUUGUAUCAUAAAUAAUUUGAUAAUUAAUUUUUUAUUUUAUAGAAAAAUAAAAAGAAUGUAAUUACAAUAUUUAAUAAAAUCAAUAAUUUUGAUAUUCAAAAAA
Messenger RNA from Apis cerana (Asiatic honeybee), 1595 nucleotides. It is a transcript of the gene Yip1d1, whose product is annotated as Yip1 domain-containing 1. NCBI's taxonomy places the organism in Eukaryota, Metazoa, Arthropoda, Insecta, Hymenoptera, Apidae. Gene Ontology annotation, cellular component: trans-Golgi network. Gene Ontology annotation, biological process: vesicle fusion with Golgi apparatus; endoplasmic reticulum to Golgi vesicle-mediated transport. The record is from RefSeq and is a predicted model, not a curated record.